AGUUCUGAAGGACCCCAGACCUUCGCCUGGACAGAGCCGAUGCGAUGGAAGGAGAUCAGCCCCCUCUGACUGCAGAGCUGACAACCCCUUCCCUGAAGAAGGCUCACACGCCACCUGUCCAUGAGGAAGCCAACACCGUGGUCAUCGCAGUUGUCAUCACGCUGGUGUUCCUCACCCUGCUGACGGUCCUGGUGGUGAUCAUCGUCUACCUGUACAGAAACAAAGGCAGCUACCUCACCUACGAGCAGCCGGUGGCGGAGACCGACGUGUCGGUGCAGAUGGAGGAUGCUCCAUCCAAAGAGAAAGAAGAGUAUUUUAUCUAAGCCCCCGGCGCCCGCACACACCUCCCCGCCGCGCUCGGGCCCGAGCUGCCUCAAUUCCCUCGAGGUGGGGAUCUACAAGCUACUUUUUUUUUUUUUUUCUUAAUUUAUUAAGCCAACCAUGGAAGGAAAAAUAAAUAGGUGUGUGUCCGAGCUUUGCCCAUGGCUGCCCGGAGCAGGCCGAGGGCAGGCGGCGCUUCAGCUCGGCGGAGGAGAGCAGGCACGGCCGCCCGCACCCACCCGACCUCCUCCCUCCGGUGCUUUCUAAUACAGCCCAGAGACAAACGCGUGCAGAGUCGCUGUUUUCUUUUCCUUAUCUCAGAAAACAAUUACGUUAUUCUGCUGAUGAUUUAGGGGAGGGGUCAUUCGCGUGGCUCAUUCGGAGGCUAAGGUUAAGCGUGCGUGGUAAAUAGGCUGAUGGAUCCUGCAAGUUACAGAAAGCCCCAUUGUAGCCAUCAAACCCCGGGGGAAGCUCGUCCCGGCCCCGAGAAGCGCCUGACCUCGCAGGGCCCGGGGAAAUCAAGAAGCGGAACAGGUUUUGCUUCGUCUGCAGAGGCGGCUCCAGCACCCACACGUAGGCUCAGGCAGGCGGAGACCCGAGUUUUCCUCUACUUUUGCCCCCCGCACACGGAGGGGCCGAGGAGCAGCUCCAGGCACCCCUCGCCCGCCUCGAGGGCGGCUCCUCCUUUAAAUCACCCCCCCCCAAUCCCCAACCCAAAGAGGAAGUUCGCAAAAUAGCAGCAAAGAGGAAAUAACUGGAGAAACCCUAAGGCUUGCGAUGGGCAGGAGCCAAGGGGUUUUAUUUGAGGUCUGAUGCAAAUCUGCUACUUUAUUCAAAUUUUCAAAAUAGUCUUUAUUCUACUUUUUUUUUUUUUAGUAUAAAAAAAUCCACAAGUUAAGUGCACCACAGUGUAUACAGAGAGAGACGUAAUGCUGAACUUCCAUAACAGUCAGUUGUAUGGUUAAACACAACAUAUACAAGACACAGAUUUAGAGUAAACUGAAACCUCAAGAUAAAAUAUAUUUGAAUCUGAUAUUUUUCUUCAUAAAACAAAACAAAAACCAAAACAUUGAGGAUCCCUGAAAUAUUCUUCUUAACCCUAAUAAGACUUCAUUAUACCCAAGUCAUUUUUGAAGUAUGCGUUCAUAAAACAACCCAUUAACCAAGCUAAUUUGCGUGGUGAUUGACAGUUGCUACACACCCUCGUACAGAUGGUAACCAGCCUCUCUGUUCGAACCACAGCCUGAAGGAGUUUUGGUGUCAAGACACCAGGUUGAGUUCAAAAAAAUAAAACCAAAAGAAAAAAAAAAGAAGUUUGUUUAUUAAGCAUCGUUCUAAAAGCCUAGUUAGCAUCGAAUGAAAUGUUCAAA
Messenger RNA from Phalacrocorax carbo (great cormorant), 1691 nucleotides. Lineage: Eukaryota; Metazoa; Chordata; Aves; Suliformes; Phalacrocoracidae. The record is from RefSeq and is a predicted model, not a curated record.